Molecule: messenger RNA, 604 nt
Organism: Myodes glareolus (Bank vole)
Lineage: Eukaryota; Metazoa; Chordata; Mammalia; Rodentia; Cricetidae
Gene: Smlr1
Product: small leucine rich protein 1
Source: RefSeq, a predicted model, not a curated record
UCCAUGGACAGAAGUGUGGAGCAAAGGCCAGAGCUCCAGGGAAGGGCUACCACAGAGCAGGGACAGUCACCUGUCUUGAGGGAGGAUUCCUGAGCCAGCCCCAGCUGUAGCAGGCCAUGAGCUCUGUGCUAUCAAUCGUCUUGCAGGAACUCCCAGGCCCGUUCCUAGUCCUGGGGAUCUUCUUGCCUGUGACUUUGCUGCUUUUCCUCCUGAUUGCCUACUUCAGGAUCAAAUUGAUGGAGGUUGAUGAAGAACUGUCUCAAAUUUCUGAUCGCCAAAACAAGUACAGUCCUUCCCUGUACAGGCGGAUGAGACGAAGAUGACUGCGGGGAUCAUUCAGUGGACAAAGAAGUAUGAAUUACACAAGGUCACAGAACAGAGGUCAACAGAACCAUGGGGGAAAUGAGAAUGGUGGAUGCAUCAGCUCCUACUAGAGGACUUCAGUGUGAUCUGAUGUGAAUGGAAGUUCUUCAGAAAGUACCAAGGACUUAAGAUUUUCUUUCACAUGCUCAAUGCAUGAGGCACAUCUCCGGUUUCUUUUGUUAUGACUAUGUUUAUUUACUUGGAAAGUGUUUUUAAAAUAAAAUUUGUAGACCUAAUCAUA